GUUGUAGUGGAAAUUGAAAAUAGAGAUUCUAUUGAUUUAACACAUACCAUGGAGGGCGUAACUCAUCUGACCAAAAAACGUAAAAAGGAUUGCCCCAGUCCUAUAGCACUGGAGCCCUGCAGUGGCAAUCGAGCUGCUGUGUUAUCACUUUUAGUUCGUUUACCAACAGGUGGCUUGCAGCAUGCGCCUGCCGGACAGUCGGCUGGUUUGGCCGUAGCCAGUGCGCUCGUAACAUUGGGCAAUCCACGGCGACCAUCUAUCGAACACUCAAAAGAGCCAAAAUCUAAACGAAAACAAAGUCAGCAUCCUGAUAGUUGUACAUAAUGAUUGUGAAGAGUAUUCAGUGUAACAUUAAUUAACAGCGAAGUUUAUAAAAGUAUUUCCUUUAUAAGUACAUACAUACGGAAACAAGUACUUGGAUAUAUGUUUACACUCUGCAUUUGAAAAUCUAAAUCAAUCGAUCAUAACCAUACAUACAUAUGUAUGUGGUAUGUUAGCGCGGCGGAGUAACAUUAGAAAUGCCUUUAUACAACUUACAUAAUUAUAAUGUUAUUAAAAUUACUCGGUACUAAGGCAUAGUUACUGAUUUGCUUCACAUAAUAAUUACACUUACCUUUUAGUAAUAGUAAUUGUAAAAUAUUAGUGCAUAAAAUUAUUUAUUGUAGUUACAAUUUUAAUUGCUUAAAUCUAUAAAAACAAUUUAUGUCAGCCUAAAAAGACAUUAAUAUUAUUAAAAAAAAAUUUUAAACGAGGGACAUUAUUUAAUCAUUAAUAUAUGUGUGCAUACAGCAAAAAACCAAUUUAAGUUUGGCGCAAUUGUUUGCUAGAUAUAGUUCGCUGUAUGCAAAGUCAUGUUUAUAAACCUAUUUUUGUAUGUUUUCAUUAUUAUUAUUUUUAUUUUCGAGGUGCGCUAUCAGCUGUAAAAAUUAACAAAACUAAGUAAAAUAUCUAAUGUGAAUAAUAUGAACUAUGCUGUAGUGUUUUAUUAUCUGUGUUAAAGACGAUUUAAAAAUUGACCAAAUACAUACGAUAGAAAAUGGUCAUAUACUUACAUACAUACACAAACAACACUUAUUUAAAUGUUUAUUUAGUUAUUUUUAGCAUAGUUCGUGAAUAAAACUUUUAAACCAGAUAUGAGGUAAUGUUCUGUUAGCAUAUAAGAGAUACAAAUCUAUGAAUACACAACACAUUUUCGAAAAAUAUAAAAAACACCAACGAA
Molecule: messenger RNA, 1219 nt
Organism: Rhagoletis pomonella (apple maggot)
Lineage: Eukaryota; Metazoa; Arthropoda; Insecta; Diptera; Tephritidae
Product: attractin-like
Cellular component (GO): Golgi apparatus
Source: RefSeq, a predicted model, not a curated record